This is a messenger RNA of Dipodomys ordii (Ord's kangaroo rat), 1251 nucleotides long. It is a transcript of the gene Krt40, whose product is annotated as keratin 40, type I. NCBI's taxonomy places the organism in Eukaryota, Metazoa, Chordata, Mammalia, Rodentia, Heteromyidae. Bases 1 to 1251 code for a protein of 416 amino acids. Gene Ontology annotation, molecular function: structural molecule activity. The record is from RefSeq and is a predicted model, not a curated record. The transcript is spliced from 7 exons.
AUGGCUUCGGAUGAUGCCCCCUGGGGUUGCUCUGCAGAGUCCUGUGUCCAGGCUGCCCCUAAUGCCCAUCUUUCAUCCAGAUGUCAGACUCCGAGCUUCAUCUGCAGGUCUCACUUGACCACCGGGUGCCUGACACCCUGCUACUAUGCAGGGACUUGUCACAGCCCCUGCCUGGUAGGGAACUGCACUUGGUGUGAGGAGGGGACGUUCAACAGCAACGAGAAGGAAACCAUGCAGUUCCUGAAUGACAGACUCGCCAGCUACCUGGAGAAGGUACGCAGCCUGGAGGAGGCCAAUGAGGAGCUGGAGUGCAGGAUCCAAGAGCAGUGUGAGCCCGAGGCCCCAGUGGUGUGCCCGGAUUACCAGUGCUACUUUGACACCAUCGAAGAGCUCCAACAAAAGAUCUUAUGCACAAAGGCAGAGAAUUCUAGACUCGCUGUUCAGCUUGACAACUGCAAACUCGCUGCUGAUGACUUUAGGUCAAAGUAUGAGAGUGAGUUGUCACUUCGCCAGCUGGUAGAGUCGGACAUCAGUGGCCUGCGUGGGAUCCUGAGUGAGCUGACCCUGUGCAAAGCUGAUCUGGAGGCCCACGUGGAGUCUCUGAAAGAUGAUCUCCUUUGCCUUAAGGAAAGCCACGAAGAGGAGGUCAACGUGCUUCGUGAUCAGCUUGGGGACCGACUCAGCGUGGAGCUGGACACUGCCCCCACCAUGGACCUCAACAAGGUCCUGGAGGAGAUGCGAUGUCAGUAUGAAACGUUGCUGGCCAACAACCGCAGGGAUGCAGAAGAAUGGUUCGCUGCUCAGACAGAAGAACUGAAUCAGCAGCAGUUAUCCAGUGCUGAGCAGCUGCAGGGCUGCCAGACGGAGAUGCUGGAGCUGAAGCGUACGGCCAACACCCUGGAAAUUGAGCUCCAGGCACAGCAAAACCUGACCAAAUCUCUGGAAUGUACGGUGGCAGAAACCGAGGCCCAGUACGGCACCCAGCUGGCCCAGAUGCAAUGUCUGAUUGAUGGUGUGGAGAACCAGCUGGCUGAAAUCCGCUGUGACCUGGAGAGGCAGAACCAGGAAUAUGAGGUACUGCUGGACACAAAAGCCCGGCUUGAGUGUGAGAUCAACACAUAUCGAGGCCUGCUGGACAGCGAGGACAGCAGGCUUGCCAGUAACCCAUGCUCUACUACCUCCAUGUCAAGUAACACUUGUGAGCCAUGCACAGCCUAUGUGAUUUGCACAGUAGAAAACUGUUGUGCAUGA